Molecule: messenger RNA, 5311 nt
Organism: Diachasma alloeum
Lineage: Eukaryota; Metazoa; Arthropoda; Insecta; Hymenoptera; Braconidae
Gene: rdgA
Product: eye-specific diacylglycerol kinase
Exons: 7
Coding region: 1-3813 (1270 amino acids)
Biological process (GO): lipid phosphorylation; intracellular signal transduction; diacylglycerol metabolic process
Molecular function (GO): protein binding; ATP-dependent diacylglycerol kinase activity
Source: RefSeq, a predicted model, not a curated record
AUGCAGAGACUGCGUUCGACCUUCAAGAGGUCGCGCACACCGACCGGGUCGGAAAUGAAGUCACAAUCGAGUUUGGAAGUGCCCAAGCAAGUGAGAUCAGCGUCAUUCGAUGAGAUACAGUUGGAGGCUAAGCGUCAGGACGAUCAGUCUAAAUAUCGUGAUUUGUUGACUAAAAUAAACACGGCAUCAUCGUCAUCGUCGUCGUCACCAGCAAGGUCGUCAGACCAACGUCUGGCGACCCUGCGGGUGCCACAAUUGCAGAAUGCGCAGAGAUCAAAGUCAGUUGAUGUUUAUGAGAGGGGCUCGCUCCUUUCGUCGUCACCAGCGAGAUCGUCUGGCUCCUCAGGAUCGAGAAAGAGUGACACACCGUUGAUACAGUUGUCUGGUUGCUAUCACUGUGCAUGCGUUGAGGAGUGGAAGGCACAGUUUCUCAGGAAAGAUGACAAUGACUCGGAGCCUGAGGACGAGGAUCUCGAGGAGAUUAGCAUUGAAGUUGUUGACACUGAUAAUGAUGAUGAAACGAGGAGAGAUGGCAGCCCGGAGAUUCGGGUUACUCUCACCAAUUUUGAGAGAACAUCUGAUUGUGAGACGUGUCGUGACGUCAGUGACGUCAGGCCGGAGGUUGUACCUGGUGAGAGACCUCGAAGACUCUCGCGACAGGAAGCUGUCAUAUCAUUUCCCAUUGAUCUACCUUCAAUUCUUGGUCCAGAUGACGACGACGAAGAGUCGAGGGGCGACGAUGAUGACGAGGACAGGGACAAUGAUGUGGAAAAGUGCAAACUCGUGGUCAGAGAUAUUUUUCUAACUGUACCUGAGUUGAAGAGAGAUCGUGCCGCGUCUGUUGAUUCGUGUUUCAAUAAUAAAAAUGGUAAUGGUGAUGGGGGUGACUGUCUUGCUGUGCCCCAACAGAACACUAGAUCCAAGAGUGUUGAUAUUGUUUUGCCUACUGAUCAACAGACGAGGUACACUGCUUUACUACCCAGCAAGGAUCACAGAGCCAGAGGAGGAAGGGAGGAGGCUGCCAGUGGCAGCAGAGAGCCAAGAUCAACCCCGGAUUGGGGCCCCGAUGCCGUCAAUGGUGAGCAUCUAUGGGUGCCCACUGCAGCUUCUGGGGAUUUCUGUUACGCCAAUGAUUGUUCAAAACACGGACCGAGGCUGAAGUGCGCAGCAUGCCGGGUGGUGGCACACGCCCUGUGCGCCGGAAAUUUGAAUUUCGAAUGUAAACCAAGUUUUCGAGACGUUGGAGUCCGUCAAUAUCGUGAACAAGCAUCGACCCACCACCACUGGGUGCAUCGUCGCUCGCAGAAGGGCAAAUGUGCCAAUUGCUCAAAAGCAUUUCAAUCGAAAUUGAGUUUCAGUUCCAAGGAAAUUGUGGCUGUUAGUUGUAGCUGGUGUAAGCAGGCUUAUCACAAUAAGGAGGCGUGCUUCAAUGUCGAUAGAGUUGGUGAGAAUUGUCAAUUGGGUAUACACGGUACGAUCAUGGUGCCGCCGUCUUGGAUCGUCAAGCUGCCGCGAAAGGGUAGUUUCAAGAGUAGUUUACGCAAAUCACCGAGGAAGAAGAAGGGCGGAGCUGGAACGGGUGCGUCAUCGAGGAGAAAGAGCAAGAGUGGUGAUAAGGACAAGGACGACAAGGAUCAGGGAAAAUUGUGGGCGAUAAAGCCCAUUCCUUCCCCCAACAUUCGUCCAGUUGUCGUAUUCAUAAAUCCAAAAUCUGGGGGCAAUCAAGGGGCUAAGUUACUCCAGAAGUUUCAGUGGCUUCUGAAUCCACGACAGGUGUUUGAUCUCACACAGGGCGGCCCCAAAAUGGGACUUGAAUUGUUCAUGAAAGUGCCAAAUGUUCGGGUACUGGCGUGCGGGGGUGAUGGCACUGUUGGCUGGGUUUUGUCAAUUCUCGAUCAAAUUGGUGCGUCACCACCACCCGCCGUUGGGGUACUACCACUCGGCACUGGCAACGAUCUUGCCAGGGCACUUGGGUGGGGCGGUGGCUACACGGAUGAGCCCAUUGGAAAAAUUCUAUCAAACAUUGGUGACAGUGAGACAACACUUCUUGACAGAUGGGAAGUCAAUGUCGAGAGAAAUCCCGAUGCCAGUGGGGACGAUGAUGGGGGAAAGGGGAAGGAAAAUCUGCCACUCAAUGUCGUGAAUAAUUAUUUCUCGCUUGGGGUUGAUGCGCAUAUUGCGUUGGAGUUUCAUGAGGCGAGGGAGGCACAUCCUGAAAAAUUCAACUCUCGCCUCCGGAAUAAAAUGUUCUAUGGCCAGAUGGGGGGUAAAGAUCUAGUCCUCCGGAAAUGGAAGGAUCUGUCCGAAUUCGUGACACUCGAGUGCGACGGCCAAGACAUGACCCCAAAGCUCAAAGAGCAUCGUGUGCACGCCAUUGUCUUUCUCAAUAUACCGUCAUACGGUGGUGGCACACAUCCCUGGGGAGGUGGAAGUGGGACCAAGGAGCCAGCGACUGACGAUGGGCUUUUUGAAGUCGUUGGUCUUACCACUUAUCAACUUCCACUAUUGCAGGCCGGUGGCCAUGGCACCUGCAUCACUCAGUGCAGCACAGCUAAAUUAAUCACUACGAGAACCAUUCCGAUGCAGGUCGACGGUGAGGCAUGUCGCUUGCUUCCCUCGAUAAUUGAUAUUAAACUAUUGAACAAAGCGACGAUGUUGGCAAAGCGUAGAAGAACGAGCAAGCCAUCUCAGAAUGUUGGAGCCAAGUUGGAGAGUUUGAAAUUACCCCUAAUGAGGAUUAAGAUGGCUGACUACAUGGCAUACCACUCGGACAAACAUCGUCUGAGAAAGGCAGCUGUUGCCUGGAGGGCGGAGCCCCUGGAUCUCGAAGCAACAAUGGAUCUCGAGUCAUUGAGACAGAUGUUGGCGAAGGAGUAUCCGAUGGACUCGUGUUGUUUCCUCGAUUCCUACACAGCAGAGAGAUUCUUCAGGAUCGAUAGAGCCCAGGAGCAGCUCCAUUACGUGACUGAUGUCGCUGCCGAGGCGGUUUACAUUCUCGAUGAGGACUCUGGUAGUCAGACAGCUAAUGAAUCGGACACAGCGAGUCAUCCUGAGCCGGAGACAGCUCAGGCAUCCCCUUGCGAGGAGAAAUCACUGCGACCCACUUUGGUGAGUGACGAGGGGCCUCGAGCGCCCCUUGAGAAGAGAAAAGAGGCUGUGGAGAAGGCCAAGAGCUUCGAUUCAGUCUCCGAGAGGAGAUUCGACUUGCAGAAGGACCGCAAGAGCUUUGAGGAUGUCAAUGAAGACAGUAUGAGGAAACAGAGCUCGUCCAAACACAUCUCUGGGCCUGGGCAGUCACACAGGGAUCAGGGCUCCACGUUCAUCAGCCCUCGGGACAGGCUGUUCAGUCUGUCGUCGGAGGUUCACACCUUCAAUAGUGGUCUUCUCGAGAAGACUUCGGACGGAAUCAUCAGGGCGGCCAAGGUUGGGGAUCUAAAGACACUCAAGGAACUUCAUGAGAGGGGGUAUUCACUUCUGUCCAUCGAUGCCAGUGGACAGACGGCUCUGCACAUCGCUGCCAGACAUGGGCACAAGGAUAUCGUUAGGUAUCUCAUCGCCUGUGCACCUUCUACUAUUCUCAAUAUGGUUGAUAACGACAAGGGACAGACGGCUUUGCACAAGGCUGCCCAACAAAAACGUCGCUCAAUCUGUUGCAUGCUGGUUGCCGGAGGGGCGACCCUGACUGUUCGAGAUCGGCACGGUAAUACAGCACAGCAGCUGGCCCUCAUUGCUGAAGACAGGGAUCUCGCAGCAUAUCUCCACAGUCAAGAGCAAUUUCAACUGGUGACAGAGGACAUGCAGAACCUUCCCUGACCUCUCGCUGUGUUUUGAGACAUCAUCAGAGGUGAUUUUGAAUUUUCAAUGUUUGAAAAUAUCAACUUGAGACGCUUUAUUCAGGCUGCUCGGGUCUAAGCUAUUUAGGGGUCCAUUUUAAUAAAAUCCUUGAGUCGUUGGAUUCCUUGAAAUGGAAUGAGGUGAACGGCUCAGGAUCGGCAUAUCUCUACUAGACGUUUAACACAAUGUAUGAAACAAUGAUUUUAAGAAAUUCGAUUGAAAGAUCCUCUAUUUUUAAUUACCUCGAAAAUUAAUAUUAGUAUAUAUUUACAAAAACGUUCACCAAAUGAUUAACAAUCCACACAUCUGUAUCUUCACGAUUGUGAGGAAAUUUGACGAUUGUUUUGUCUUUUUAUAACAUAAGAUAAUUCAUCUCGUGAUGGUAAUCGUGAUGAGAGUAAAUAAUAUCGAACUGUUAAUAACGAUUUUAUGAUGAGGAGUUAUUUCAUCAAUGAAUCUCUUUGUCAGAUGAUAAUCAAGUCGAUUUUAAAGUUAUGAAAAAAAAAGUAUUAAUUGUGCCGGUUGGAAUUUACUCGAAGGACCUCGGCAUAAAUCUAUUAAUUAAUGUAUCGCAAUCAGAUCACAUCUAUUGAAUUGUAGACCUAAAGCGUGUCUAAUUCGUCAGUUGGUAUUACAAGAAGGAGAGGAAUAAUUUUGGGCGGUGAGGGGGUGGAAGAGAUAUUGAAUUUAAUUAUCGGUACCAAAAUGAAAAAAAUGGGGAUCAACGUACGAACACCAAUUAGUUCUUAGAGACGGUCUAUUGCUAAACUAUACUAAAUUAUAUUUAAACUACUUAAUGAGGGACUAAGUUAUGAAUAAUUUUUGACGGACUUCAUGCCCAUGAUUUUUCCCCUGUGAAAUAACAGAAAUAUCUGAAGGAAUUAUUGAAAUUGUUCUUGAGGAAUGAUUUUACCAUUUUCAUUUCAUAGAGAUACUUCCUCAGGUGACAGUUUACAGAUUACACUGUUAGAAAAAUAAUUGAAAUUUCUUGGACAGUUGAGUAGUAAUUUCCAGGAGAGUGACAUUCAAUUCGAUUUAGAGGGAGAAAUAAUCAGGACAUUUUAAAUUUCACUGAAAGUUCAAUGAAAUUCGAAAUUAACGAGCAGCAGGAAAAUGAAUAUUCCCAAACUAACUUGAAUUUUCAAUCAAAACAAAAAUAUAUUCAUCUGAAUUUUGCUGGUUUACAGUUUCCAUUCAUUUUUCCAUAAAAUUUGGAAUUUUUAAUUACAAAAUUCCAUUUUUUGUGGGCAGUUGACUGAUAAUUUUCAAGAUAGAAUGCAUUGAAUUCGAUUUAGAGCGAACAGAAUCAUGAAAUUUUAUAUUUCACUAAAAAUUCUAUGAAAUUCCAAAUUUGCGAGCAACGAAAAAAUGAGAAUUCUCAAGAUGACUUCAAUUUUCAAUUAGAACACGAAUGUUUAAUACUAAAUUACCCUAAAUUUUCAAUUAAUCAUGAAUUUUUCUAAUAAUUUUUUUAAUA